CCAAGUUCAGUUCGGCUGCUUCCCCAUCUCACCACGGCUGUACCUCAGUAGCCAGAGCUCGCAGACAUUCCUGCGCUGCCCUCGCCCUGCACACCGGCGGGCAGGGCUCACAUGACCGUGGAAGGAGACGGCCCGCACCCUGGGAGGGGUCUGCAGACAGGAACUGCCCGCCUGGCCAUCCUGCUUCCUACUACCAGCCCGACCUGGGAGAAGUGGAAUUGGAGUUGGGCUGUGGCCCCGCUUAGCUUUGUCAGGAGUGCAGUUGAGGCACAGUUGCAGAAAUGACUCUGAAUGCAGGGAAUAUAAAUUUUAAGUGGGACCCAAAAAGUUUGGAAAUUCGAACUCUUGCAGUUGAAAGGCUUCUUGAGCCAUUGGUUUCCCAGGUGACAACUCUGGUUAAUACUAGCAAUAAGGGACCAUCAAAUAAAAAGAAAGGCCGUUCUAAGAAAGCUCAUGUUUUAGCUGCAUCUGUUGAGCAAGCAACUCAAAACUUUCUGGAGAAAGGAGACAAAAUAGCCAAAGAGAGCCAAUUUCUCAAGCAGGAGUUAAUAGAUGCAGUUGAGGAUGUUCGCAAGCAAGGAGAGUUAAUGAGAAGCGCUUCUGGGGAGUUUGCUGAUGAUCCAUGCUCAUCUGUGAAACGUGGAAACAUGGUUCGAGCUGCACGUGCACUGCUGUCUGCAGUUACAAGAUUGCUUAUAUUGGCUGAUAUGGCAGAUGUUUACAAACUACUUGUUCAGCUUAAAGUGGUGGAAGAAGGAAUUGUAAAACUAAGAAAUGCUGGCACAGAGCAGGAUUUAGGAAUACAAUACAAAGCUUUAAAAGCUGAGGUUGACAAGUUGAAUGUAAUGGCUGCAAAACGGCAACAGGAGCUGAAAGAUGUGGGGCACAGAGAUCAGAUGGCUGCAGCUCGUGGAAUCCUGCAGAAGAAUAUUCCAAUUCUUUAUACUGCUUCCCAAGCAUGUCUGCAACAUCCUGAUGUAGCUGCUUACAAAGCAAACAGGGACUUGAUCUAUAAACAACUCCAGCAAGCAGUCACUGGCAUCUCUAAUGCAGCACAAGCCACAUCAUCUGAGGAAAUCGCUGCACAGCAUGGAGGAGGAGAGCUAGCUAUUGCGCUAAACAAUUUUGAUAAACAAAUCAUUGUGGAUCCUCUUGGCUUCAGUGAAGAGAGAUUCAGACCAUCAUUGGAGGAACGAUUAGAAAGUAUCAUCAGUGGAGCUGCUCUUAUGGCUGACUCCUCUUGCACCCGUGAUGACCGCCGGGAGCGAAUAGUAGCUGAAUGUAAUUCUGUUCGACAGGCUUUGCAGGAUCUUCUGUCAGAAUAUAUGGGAAAUACUGGACGAAAGGAAAGAAGUGAUGCGCUAAACUCUGCAAUAGACAAGAUGACCAGAAAAACACGAGACCUGCGCAGACAGCUGCGUAAAGCUGUUAUGGAUCAUGUUUCUGACUCCUUUCUGGAGACAAAUGUACCACUACUUGUAUUGAUUGAAGCUGCGAGGAAUGGAAAUGAGAAAGAGGUCAAAGAAUAUGCCCAAGUGUUUCGUGAACAUGCAAACAAACUUAUUGAGGUGGCCAAUUUGGCAUGCUCCAUAUCCAAUAACGAAGAAGGUGUCAAACUAGUUCGCAUGUCCGCAAGUCAGCUGGAAGCUUUAUGUCCACAGGUAAUAAAUGCAGCUUUGGCCCUUGCUGCUAAGCCUCACAGCAAAGUAGCUCAAGAAACAAUGGAUCUUUUCAAAGAGCAGUGGGAAAAACAAGUUCGUAUCUUGACUGAUGCAGUUGAUGACAUCACUUCAAUCGAUGACUUCUUGGCUGUUUCAGAAAAUCAUAUUUUGGAGGAUGUCAAUAAAUGUGUCAUAGCUCUUCAGGAAAAAGAUGUUGAUGGUCUGGAUCGUACAGCUGGUGCAAUACGUGGGCGUGCAGCUAGAGUCAUCUAUGUUGUUACUUCAGAGAUGGAUAAUUAUGAACCUGGAGUCUACACAGAAAAAGUUUUGGAAGCGACCAAACUUUUGUCAAAUACAGUCAUGCCACGAUUUACAGAGCAAGUUGAAGCUGCAGUUGAAGCCCUCAGUGGAGACACCAAUCAACCAAUGGAUGAAAAUGAAUUUAUUGAUGCCUCUCGAUUAGUGUAUGAUGGUAUUCGUGAUAUCCGGAAGGCAGUGCUGAUGAUAAGAACUCCUGAAGAGCUGGAUGAUUCAGAUUUUGAGACUGAAGACUUUGAUGUAAGAAGUCGAACCAGUGUCCAGACUGAAGAUGACCAACUUAUUGCUGGACAGAGCGCAAGAGCAAUUAUGGCUCAAUUGCCACAAGAGCAAAAGGCUAAAAUUGCUGAACAGGUGGCAAGUUUCCAAGAGGAGAAAAGUAAACUUGAUGCUGAAGUAUCAAAAUGGGAUGAUAGUGGAAAUGACAUUAUCGUUCUAGCCAAGCAAAUGUGCAUGAUAAUGAUGGAGAUGACUGAUUUUACUAGAGGAAAGGGACCACUUAAAAAUACAUCAGAUGUUAUUAGUGCAGCAAAGAAGAUUGCAGAAGCUGGGUCACGUAUGGACAAGCUGGGACGUACCAUAGGUGAUUAUUGUCCUGAUUCGACUUGUAAAAAUGAUCUUUUGGCAUAUCUUCAGCGCAUAGCUCUAUACUGUCACCAGCUAAACAUUUGCAGCAAAGUUAAGGCUGAAGUUCAGAAUCUUGGGGGUGAAUUAGUUGUCUCUGGGGUUGAUAGUGCCAUGUCCCUAAUUCAAGCUGCCAAAAAUUUGAUGAAUGCUGUGGUACAAACAGUUAAGGCAUCUUAUGUGGCCUCUACAAAGUACCAGAAAUCACAAGGAAUGGCAUCCUUAAAUCUCCCAGCAGUUUCUUGGAAAAUGAAGGCUCCAGAGAAAAAGCCCCUGGUCAAGAGAGAAAAACAGGAUGAAACUCAAACCAAAAUAAAACGUGCAUCUCAGAAGAAACAUGUCAAUCCUGUGCAGGCACUUAGUGAAUUCAAAGUUAUGGAGAGCAUAUAAGCAUAUAUGAUACAAAUGUGAUAUUUUGCAUUGUUCACUUUUCUUACAUAAGCCAGUUGGGUCUUUUUUUGUUAGAGAAUUAACACAAUCCAUUUGGAAAGUAUGUUAUAUCAUUUAUAUGACACCACUGUCAACAUGGAAAGUUUUGUAAAUCCACUUUUCUGUAGUUGUCGAUUGCCUGCAUUGGUCAUGUGGACUAGGCGCUACUCUGCUCCAUUCGAACACCCACGAUCAGGUCAUCUAUUUUAAAGGGUCAUAUAACCCCUUUAAGUUACGAUACCCUGAGGGAAUAUUUUUGCUUUAGUAUUCAAAAGUGGUUUUAUCUUUGAAGGAUAUUAAUUAAAGGGGUAUUCCGGUUAUAACAAGUUAUCCACAGGAUAGGUAAUAGCUAUCAGAUCGGUGGGGGUCCUUUAAUUCCCUUACGAUUGCCUGUGCUUUGGCUGAUAUGUUUAGAUAGUGUUUAACUUUUACUCUUAAUAUAUAAAAAAAAUUAUGUCUUUUUUAUUUCGAAUGUUAUAUUGGAAGAUUUUUUUUCUCUCUUUCUAUUAACACUGCCAUGGCAAUCAGUGACCCAUAUGUCAUCAUUGGCCCGAGGGUACUAAAGCUUUCUACCUUAAUUAUAGCUGUCGGCAAUAUUGUAAUCUGCUUUAUUUGAUAGACUUUAUACAUAUUCCUGAAAAUUACUAAAUGACAUGUCUUUCUAUAGAAAAGUAAAAAAAAAAAUUGUUACCCUUAAAGGCAAUGUGUCACCAAAAUGUUUUUUAUUUUGACAGUUAAAACAAUUAGCAAAACAUCCUUUUUUUUUUUAAUCUAUUGUCUGAUCUAAUCUAAUCAUAAUGCCACAUGGUCCAUAGACACAAUGGUCUGGAGGAGACCUCAUUGACUUUUAUGGGAGGUUUUCUAGGCAUGCUCUGUGGUGAUCUGUGCAGAGGUCAUUUUACAAGCAAGGAGUAGAUAAUGUUUUUGAGGGUCACCUAUUGUGAAUGGAGGAUCUCUACACAGAUGUGAUAUAUGCCAAUCUAAAACUGCCUGUAAUUAUAAUUACAUAACUGCAUUAACGUGAUCUGUACAAAACUAUUAGUAUUAGUGGCCAGUGAGAAAACUGCAGGAUUUUAUGGUUUUUGUUUAAAUAUAUAUAUUGAUAUAAGUAUAUAUAUUUAACCUGGCAUGUAAAGCAUGUUAAAUAGUUGCAGCAAACUUUAAUUUGACUUUCAAUGUUUUUUUUUUCUCUAUUAAGCAUUUUUAAUGUGUUGGGUGUUACAUUUGCCGCAUCCAUACAUCUGAUGGCCUGACUGGCAGUGGUAAAGAAUAAUCAGACUCCUUAAGCUACGUUUCACUCUUUCUAGAACUGUAAAAUAAAGGGUUUUAAAUUUUUGUCAGAACUAAAGUAAAACAGCAAUCUGUAUUUUUAAUUUUCUUUUCUGUCUUUUUUUUUUUUUAUAAUUCUAAUAUAUGCAGGUCUCUGUUCAAGUACAUUUCAUAACACUGGAAAAAAGCUUUGAAAAUUGUAAUUAUAAAUUGAGAAACCUAUUUUCUAUGCUGCAAAUAAAAUAAACUUUCCUACAAAAUUA
Messenger RNA from Bufo gargarizans (Asiatic toad), 4564 nucleotides. Its product is annotated as catenin alpha-1. Gene Ontology annotation, biological process: cell migration; cell-cell adhesion. Lineage: Eukaryota; Metazoa; Chordata; Amphibia; Anura; Bufonidae. The record is from RefSeq and is a predicted model, not a curated record. Gene Ontology annotation, cellular component: actin cytoskeleton; catenin complex; adherens junction. Gene Ontology annotation, molecular function: actin filament binding; structural molecule activity; cadherin binding. The transcript is spliced from 18 exons. The coding region runs from base 282 to 2993 and encodes 903 amino acids.